UGUCUGGUAAGACAAUGGCACCUUUAUCAUUAUCUUAACUCUAGCUAGCAGCAACUGUAAUAUAAAUUAAUUUAUAUUCAGACUGAAGCUAAAAAUUUGUUUAAAAUUUAGAUAAGAGCAGUUAUGAGGACAUGAAAGCAGAGCUAUCUGAAGUGAAUUGUCAAAUUAGGUUAAAGAAUAGGUCAAUGGAGAUAGAGUGGCAGAUAUUUAAGGGGAUAUUUUGGAAUACACAGAAUAGAUACAUUUUCAUAAAUCAGAAGAAUUCAAAGGGAACAAACCACCAUCCGUGGUUAACUAGAAAUGUUAAUGAUUGUAUCAAACUAAAAGAAAAAAGCAUAUAAUUGUACAAAGAUAGAUGGCAGGUCAGAAGGUUAGACAGAAUAUAAAAGCAGCAAAGAAUGACCAAGAUAUUAACAAAGAGAAAAAAGUUACAGCACGAGAGAAAGCUAAACAGAAAUACAGCUGGUUUUGCUAUUAUCUGUCUAUCAUUAAUGUGAAUUGGCUAUAACUUGAUUGAUGAAUAUGGAACGCUGUUUCUAAAACACGCAUUUGUAAAACGCAUGUUGGCUGUAACUCAAUUACAGCACCGACACUUUAAGUGUUAUUUUAUUGCACGCUUUUUAUGUAGCUCGGGAUUGCACAAUAAUGCAACUAUCUCAUUACAGAAGAAAGGGUUAUUUAAGAAUAGGUAGUAAGAGUUCUGAUAAAAAUUUUAAAACAUGGUGAAUGUUGGUCUUGUUGAAAGUGCAACUUGAGAAUUAGUAAUGGAAAAUAAGAAAAUGGCAAAGGAAUUGAGCAGAUCUUUCACAUCUGUCUUGACUAUAAAGGAGACAUGUCAUAUCCCAGUAAAUCAGGAAGUAGAAGAGAGGGUGGAACUCAGGAAAAUCAUAAACAUCAGAGAAGUGGUACGGAAUAAAUUGUUGGAGCUGUAGGCUGACAAGUGCCCAGGUCUUCAGGAAUUAAUCUUAGAGUAAAAUGAAUUAAAAGAAGUAGCUAGUGAGAUAGUUGAUGCUUCGAUUUUAACUUUUUAAAACCCCUUUGAUCUUAAGAUGAUCCCAUUAGGUUGGAGGAUAGAAAAAAAGGGAGGGAGACUGGAAGUAGAAACCAACAGAUCAGUUAGCUUGAUCUCUGAUACAAGGAAAAUGUUGAAAGUUAUUAUUAAGGAAGCUAGAAAGGGCACUUGGAUAAUUUAAAGGUAUUCAGGCAGUGUCAACAUGGUUUUGUGAAAGGGAAAUUAUAUUUGACCAGUUUUCGAAUUCUUUGAGGAGGUAACACUGUUUAUGGAUAAAGGGAAAUUGAUGGAUGUAUUUAGAUUUCCUAAUGGUAAUGGAUAAGGUGCCACAUUAAAGGUUACUGCUAAAAACAAAAGCUAUGGUGGAGCGGGUAGCGUGCUGGCAUGGAUGGACAAUUGUGUACAACAGGAAGCAGAGGCUUUGUGUCACAGUAUCUGCCGCUGGAAGCUUCAAUCAUUGGACAGCAGGUGUCUCCUGGGACCAAUCGCAAACAGGAGAGAACAUGACGAGAAGUUUUAGGGAAGGCAGGCAGCUGGAACUUUGGAAUAACAGAGAGCAGAGACGAAGGAAGCGAAGCACCGAGACUUGUCCAAAACACCUGUAUCAGGAUACAAAAACAUCAUUUUGCUGCAAAAAGUGCCCUGCAGGUUUCUAUGUAACCAGGUCAUGUGAAAACAAUGGUGAGAUGCCAAUUUGCCAGAGGUGCCCAAAGGAUACUUAUCUCGCUUUUGAGAAUUACAACAGCAAGUGUCAGAGCUGUACCCUAUGUGAUAAAGAGUUCCAAAUUGUUCUUCAUAACUGCACCACUGUUAGUAACACAGUGUGUGGCUGCCAACCCCACCAAUACAAGCAAUGUCACCAUGUCAACUGUCUGAGCUUCUACUGUCAGAAUUGUUCCAAAUGCAGCAACAGGCUCAUCACUAAAAACUGUUCGAAUAAUUCCGAUACUCACUGUGGAGAUUGUCUACCAGGAUUUUACAAGCAUGGCAACCAGUGCAAAGCCCAUACAGAGGUGCCAUGUAAGAAUGACUCCUCCAGCAACUAUUCAAGCUGUACAACUCCAGAAGCACCUUUGGAACACACAGGAUCGAGCCUUUUUCUGAUUUUGGCGAUUGUGGGCUGUCUCUUCAUUCUGUUUGCGAUGCUUCAGUUUUUGCACCCGAAAUUUCGAAGUGAGAGGUGUCCUGACACACCAGAGAUUCCAACUAUCACAGUUUCUGAAGAAGUCAAGACGAUAAAGAACGAAGACAAGAACAUUGCCUUUCAGAUUCCGGAUGGGAAAUCUGACAUCAUUGUCGAUGUCAUGACCCAACCACUGGCAAACUGCAACAUCUACGGGACCAGUCCUCAGACAACACUGGUUCAACCUGAGACACAAGCAGCUCUGACCCUAGAUGGAAAGACUUUGUACGAGAUCAUCAAUGUGGUGCCAGUGCGGAGGUGGAAAGAGUUGAUGCGGUUAUUAGAGCUGAGGGACUGUGAUAUCGAGCGGAUCGAGAUGGAUGUUGCUCAGUCCCGUGACCAGCAAUACGAAAUGCUGCGACAAUGGAGCCAGCAACAGAUGGCCUCAAUGGAGUCGGUGUACCAGGCCUUAGAGAGCAUGAACCUCUCCGGGGUGGUGGAAGAACUUCAGACCAAACUGCUCCACAAAACUAACUCAUCACGUUAAGCGUCACACAGCCAAAACUCAGGACAACAGAGGCUUGGAUUUACAAAUUCAUCACAGCCGGUUUCUAGGUCUGUCUUGAAGCCGAGCAUUAUCAGAGCUGGCUAACUACUGGGGCAGUGCCUUAGCACUUUCAGCAUUGUCAUCUGAUUUUACAAGAUCCAAGGAGCCCCCAAAGUCCCCUUGGAUCUCUGGGGCAGACAGGCACUGAGUUCAAGCAGCCUCUGUUACUGACCUCUGUCAGCUUCUUCCAUAGAGAGACGUCCAACUACAGCACAGGCCUUGAGAAUCGAGCAGUAUUGGGAGGCUGUUCCCUAUGGGGCUGGGGGACAGAUCCGUUUUGGAGGCCUAUUUAUCAACUUUCUACUUUUGACCCUGUCCUUGAAGCUGGAAUGUCAUGUGGACAGGUCAUUGGGUGACAGCGAAAAUGAUGGGGUGAGGGUCAGGGUGUUGUGAGACAAGAAAGUGAACAAUUUGAUGUACAACGUAUCAGAAUUAUUUUGUACAUAAGUCUGUGUUAUUAAAUAUGUUUAUAAUCAUGAAGCAAGUUCCAAAUCCAAUUAACUCCCACAGGAGCUCAUUACGUUAAAUAUUCCAGCCUCAAGUGGUCAGUGAGGAACUGGGGAACUCUGGUUAUUACUUAAUACAACACUUGCCCUUCACAACCUCAUGAUGUUGCUAAGUGCCAUGCGGCCAAUCAACUAUUUCUUUGAAUUUUUAUAACGUAAGAAACCUGCCACCCAACUUACACAAUUCAGAGCCUACAAAUUCUGGACAAUUUCUUCGAGGCAGUCCAUGAAUAAAUAUUGACAAGGAUGUGACAAAACAUUUCCCUGCUUUUCUGAGAAAAAUACUCAGGGCAGCUUUGACCGUGACCCAGUAAGGUAGGCAGGCAGGAUAACAGUCCAACAUUGCAUGUCCCUUGGCGCUGGAUGGCCCUUAUCUGCUCAUUUCUGAUGUCGCAAUCAGCCCAUAACAUUCUGACUCAAGAGCUGUCAUAAACUGAACCAGAGCUGCCACCUGCUUUCAAUGUUCAGAAUUACACAUUAUUGGGUGAUGGUAAAUAUUAAUGAAAAACUGAUGCUGUCAGAGAUAUGUACUACUGGAUAGGUCUCACCACAAGGAGGUAUAUGGUACUACGUCCCAGUCCUGCACCUAGGGUUUUUUAAAAUUUAUCCUUUUAUUCCUUGGUGCCCUGCCACACGAUGUGAGUGUUUGAGGCAAUGGUGCAACAAU
Molecule: messenger RNA, 3915 nt
Organism: Chiloscyllium plagiosum (whitespotted bambooshark)
Lineage: Eukaryota; Metazoa; Chordata; Chondrichthyes; Orectolobiformes; Hemiscylliidae
Source: RefSeq, a predicted model, not a curated record